Molecule: messenger RNA, 1285 nt
Organism: Gossypium arboreum
Lineage: Eukaryota; Viridiplantae; Streptophyta; Magnoliopsida; Malvales; Malvaceae
Exons: 7
Cellular component (GO): Golgi apparatus
Molecular function (GO): UDP-xylose transmembrane transporter activity; antiporter activity
Source: RefSeq, a predicted model, not a curated record
AAUCGGUGGUUUGAUUUUGUAUUAUUAGAUGGAAGAAAGGUUAUCAAAAGGAAAGACAGUGAUGCAGGCGAAGCAGGUAGAGCAUUGGAAGAGCUCAGAAGUUCCCUCUACAAUGAGCUUAGGACUUCAGAAGGAGCCAAGCGCCAACAGCAACGGUUUUGCGGACUAGUGGUGGCGAUGUCCUUCAAUUUCUUUGUUGCUGUUGGGAUUAUACUGACUAACAAACUAGUGAUGGGGAGAGUUGGAUUCAAUUUCCCAAUCUUCUUAACCUUAAUACAUUACUCCAUAGCAUGGAUCUUACUAGCAUUUUGCAAGACAAUGUCAUUGCUUCCAGUUUCCCCUCCUUCUAAAACUACUCCUUUCUCCUCUCUUUUCUCUUUGGGAGUUAUAAUGGCAUUUGCCUCUGGCCUUGCCAAUAGCAGCCUAAAGUAUAACAGCCCAUGGUGCAGUGUUGGUUUUUACCAAAUGGCUAAAAUCGCGGUCACUCCGACCAUCGUUUUUGCAGAAUUCAUUCUCUUCAGGAAAACCAUUUCUUUCAAAAAGGUUUUGGCUCUAGCAGUCGUGUUGGCAGGUGUAGCAGUAGCCACUGUAACCGAUUUAGAGUUCAAUGCUUUCGGUGCAUGUAUCGCCAUAGCAUGGAUAAUCCCGAGUGCUAUAAACAAAAUUCUCUGGUCUAAUUUACAACAAGACUCGCUUCCAAAUGCAUGCAGGCUGAUGUGGAAGACAACCCCAAUCACAAUUUUUUUUUUAUUAGCCUUAAUGCCAUGGUUGGAUCCACCAGGAGUGUUAUCAUUCAAAUGGGAUAUAAACAACUCAACAGCAGUUCUCACAUCAGCUCUACUUGGUUUCCUCUUACAAUGGUCUGGUGCUCUGGCUCUAGGAGCAACAUCUGCAACCUCUCAUGUGGUGUUGGGGCAAUUCAAAACAUGUGUGAUAGUUGUUGGAGGAUAUCUACUUUUCAAUUCGGAUCCGGGGUUCGUCAGCCUUUGUGGAGCUGUUGCUGCCUUGGGAGGAACGUCAGUUUACACAUCACUUAAUUUGAAAGAGACAAAUCAUCAAAGUUCAAGUAAGCAGCUGCCCACAUAAAUUCCUCUACCAAAGUCCAAAACCAGUGAAAAAGGCAGUGAAGGCUCAACAGUAACUAGUACUAGUAAUGUUGUGUAAAAAUUGUAGAAAGAACCACCCCAUUUUUCUCUUUAUUCUUCUAUUAUGCUCCAACAAAGGAAUUCUGGAUGCAUGUAAGAUUUCAGAUUUUGUAUAAACAAAGAAACAAAGACUGAAAGAA